This is a messenger RNA of Pichia kudriavzevii, 735 nucleotides long. RefSeq lists its product as uncharacterized. The transcript has a single exon. Gene Ontology annotation, cellular component: TIM23 mitochondrial import inner membrane translocase complex. The coding region runs from base 1 to 735 and encodes 244 amino acids. NCBI's taxonomy places the organism in Eukaryota, Fungi, Ascomycota, Pichiomycetes, Pichiales, Pichiaceae. Gene Ontology annotation, biological process: protein import into mitochondrial matrix. The record is from RefSeq and is a predicted model, not a curated record.
AUGUUCAGACUAAUAUACAAGAGAAACCAACUAAUCUCUGCUAAUGGUGUGUUACCAUUUUCGAGAGCAAUAAGUAAAAGACUGUUAUCUUCUACUGUUCCCCUAUUGCAAACAUCAAGUACAUCAUCAACAGAGAAUAAAUCAACUCAAAAAAGAACAGCACAAGAAAAGGUGAAUCGGUUUAUUUAUCAUGUCAAGGCAGGAACCAGGCUGUUACUUUCAUCUUGGUUGAUCAUCAUUGCAGGUGGGGCUACAGUAGUUACCACAUAUUUGGUUGCAACCGAGCUAUUUUCCCCCUCAGGAGAGACUUCAACUUUCAAUAGAGUUGUUAACCUCAUUGAAAAAGACGAAAAAGCUCUUAAGCUUUUAGGGUAUAGCGAUUCCGAAAUACAAGAAGGUGGUAUAAGGCUGAAAGCUUACGGAGGAAUUUCUCCGGAUGAAUGGACCAGGAAUAAAUCAAUUCAAGCUACCAAGUUCACCGGUAAAGAUGAAAAGGAACACAUGAUUAUGAGGUUUUUUGUGGAAAGCAGCAAGACUAUUGGUGUGGUAAAUUUAGAAGCUAUUGAAGAGAACUUCAUGGAACAGCAGUUGGUUUACGUAUCGGUUGAGGUUAAAGGAAAGGGCAAGUGUUAUUUAAUAGGUGGCCCUCAACUUUCAUAUGCCCAAAGGAAUUUGAACGUAUUUAGCUCCAAUGGAUUCUUAGGUGUUAAAUGGGGUAACUCAAAGAAAGAUUAA